Halichondria panicea is the source of this 4275-nucleotide messenger RNA. RefSeq names its product E3 ubiquitin-protein ligase RMND5A-like. Gene Ontology annotation, molecular function: ubiquitin protein ligase activity. Gene Ontology annotation, cellular component: cytoplasm; GID complex; membrane. NCBI's taxonomy places the organism in Eukaryota, Metazoa, Porifera, Demospongiae, Suberitida, Halichondriidae. The record is from RefSeq and is a predicted model, not a curated record. The transcript has 10 exons. Gene Ontology annotation, biological process: proteasome-mediated ubiquitin-dependent protein catabolic process. The coding region runs from base 1954 to 4173 and encodes 739 amino acids.
CUGAGCCACAACAGUGCAAUCACAGCAUGCACACUAAUUGCAUAAAUUAGUUUAUUGGCAUGGCUUUAACACACAAUCAACUUCUAUCACCUAUAUGUUGUUGUAUACAAAUAACUGUUUUAUUGUCAGAUAUUGGUGCUCGCAUUCCAUGAAAGUCAGCCUGUUCGUAUUUUCCCAUCGCAAAGAUAAUAGUCCUCCACUGGUAAAAUAAUGUUUGUUUGUUAAACUGCAUGUUUUUGCAGGCUUAUACUCCCUAUUAGUCAAUCAUGGUACUUUAUACUCUGUACAGUUUUCAAUAGAUAAGCACUAUUUUCACUUUGUUACAGUAAACCAGUGAUGUACGUAUUAGCUUGGGUAUACAUUUUGUAUGUGGCCGUUGUCUACUGAGUGUUGAGAAGUGCCAAACACUAAUGUUAUGUUGUGAGGCUAAUAAGUGCAAGCACACAAGGGUGUGUACUAACUGAACAAGUUGGCUCAGAUGUUGUAUGGUUAGUCAGUGUUCAAGCCAAGUAUUUUAGAGCUACGUAAGAAGAGAUGAGGAUCUUAUUGUUAGUGCUAUGUUUAACUGUCUUGAGAGGGCAACUUGGUGCUGCUGCCGUUAAUUCUAUGAUAUCAUGUAAUAAUACUUUUACAGUUACAGUUGGAAAGUUAGUUAAUUUGACUUGCAGCAGUAACUCUGACUCUGUUUGGACAUGUAUUAAUAUUAAUGGGUCGUGCAGCAUAACACUACCCUGUAACUCUUCUGCUUCUGAUAUCGCUGUUGCUGCAAUCGUGACCCCCCUUCUCCUAGCCCUGGUAGGAGGGAUCAUAGCCACAAUCAUUCUGAUAAAGAAGAGACGUAAAGUGAAAGUAUUACUUCCUACGUUUGGAAGACGACUUCAACAUGGAGUACAACAAAGUUUGAGCAGUUUGACUGUAAGAUUCUCCCGAAAGCCUAAUUCUACGUUAGACAUGGAUAAUCCAACGUAUGGAACAGAAAGCGGGCGUGUGAAAACCACCGCCACUAGUCCUAAUUUACCUGUGUACGAGACCGUGUUCGUGGUAGAGAACCAAAAUGCAGAGACUGACGAAGAUAUAAAUUAUGAUGUCAUUUGUGAGCAACCUGAAAUUGAAAGUUCUCACGAUUAUGACACAGUUUGUGUUGACACUGAUGCUGAUUACGAUACGAUUUCAAUUGAUGAUGUUAUCGAGGUACAAACCAAACCCACUUCCACAGCAUAUGCCAUUAGUGCUAUUUCUUUGGACACCAAAGAACCUGAACCACCAAAGAAGGCCGGAAAAUAUGUCACGAGGCGCAUCAAUAGUUUGGAAGCAUCCAGUCAAAAGCUAGGCUCCAAAAAUGGAAAGCACAAGAAACCAGUUCCUCGGCCAAAACCGAAGUUAUCGUCAAAAGAUGUGUUAGUGAAGAGUGCUAGUGUGUCGCAAGUCGAGAAAUAUUCGCAAGUUGAUCCCAAGACCAAGUAUGCAGAACUAGAGCCACAUAUCGUGAAGCAAGGUGGUGUGGAGGAGUCUAUUACUUCAGACCGAAAGCCUCAACCUAAAGAUGAGUAUUCACACUUAAAGCAUUAGUACAAUCAUGUAUUCUUUUCUUUUGUCAUUAGUCUCUAUUACAACCUCGACUUGUAAUUAUUUUCUUUUAGAACAUUUUCUUCUAGAACAUUUUCUUCUAGAACACAUUUUCUUGUUUUUGUCGUGUUGCAAUUAGGAGUGUUAUAUCUAAAUUCUUCGAUAUGAAGUGUCUGUGUUAUGACAGGGUAUGAAUAAUGGUAAUGGCCUUUGAAGUUGCCAUGCAUGGUCAGCCCACACUUGUGUGUAAUCAAAACAGCUGGAGUGGAUUACCCACCACAGGAAAUUAAGUGCACUGUGUGACCACAAGAUUGCAAUUGUUUUGGCAAGCAUCCAUCAGUUUUCCCUAUCUCUUCAAACAUAGCAAAUUUGUAUGUGUGUUAGGAGAUGAUUUUGCAUUUAGACUUUUCUAGAUGGCUGCUGUUUUUGUUUGUUGCAUCAAGUUUUAAAGAAACCAAAACAUGUGAGGAUGGUGAUAUUCGUCUUGCUGGAGGACCUAAUGAUUUUGAGGGCAGACUGGAGUCUUGCAGUGGCUCGACCUGGGGGCAUGUAUGUGGUACUGGUGGAUGGGGGCGCACUGAGGGUGAGGUGGUUUGUCGACACCUGGGAUACCUUAGUGGCACCUCACCUCUUGUGCAAUCUAUCGCCGCUUCAAGGAUGCAUUAUGGUGCCCAAGAAGGACCAGCCUUUGUAAAUCAAGUACAGUGUACUGGGAGUGAAUUAGCAUUUGAUAAUUGUUCUAAAGAAGUAAUAAACGAGACGGGGUGCUCUACCCUGGGGGGAUUCGUUUACAUUGUGUGUCAAGAUCCAGAGUGUGAAGGUAGUGCUCCCGACAGUGUGCGGCUAGUAGGUGGACUGUCUGAUAGUGAUGGCAGGGUAGAGGUAUGUGACAAUGAUGGUCGCAGGAGACAAGUGUGUCAGGAUGGCUGGGACGAUCAAGACGCUACUGUAGUGUGCAGAACACUUGGAUUUCUAGAUGGAUUAGAUGCAGUCUCUGUGACAGGAUUGCUCAUUUCUGUUACGCUUCCUGCAUAUAGCAGCGUCAAUUGCUCGGGGAGUGAAGAGUCUUUUACUCAUUGUGUGCCUAGCACAAGUACAAAACUGACCUUCCCUACUAACCAGUGCAAUGGCUUUGCUGGAGUAAUCUGCUCAGAUCCACAGCCAAAUACACCUACUCCAAGUCUUUUUCCUUCAUCUACCAUCGGAACAACAUCUAGUAUCAGCCGUCCAUUAUUGGGUUCUUCAACCAAAACACAACCAACUGGAUCACCAAACACACUCCGACCAGUACCGACUGUUCAACCAACUGGAUCACCAAACACACUCCGACCAGUACCGACUGUUCAACCAACUGGAUCACCAAACACACUCCGACCAGUACCGACUGUUCAACCAACCCCAGGAGCAACUGAUAACAUGCUACUCAUCAUUGUAGUCGGAGUUGUGGGUGGUGCAAUUGUGUUACUGCUGUUGCUGGUAUUGAUAUUGUUUAUUCUCAUUCUUCUGAGGCGUAAUCACAGCUCUGACAGGUAUAACGUGUCUCCGGAGAAUAAUAUGACAACUGCUAAUGGAGGAGCUAUGAACAAUGGAAAUGGACACCUGGAGCAUCCUCCAAUACCACUGGAAGAUUUAGAGAAUUCGAUCAAAGAAAACUUUCAGCCACUCCCACCCCGACACAGAACAUCGUCAGAGUAUGACCACGUCCUUUUAAAUCCUCUCUAUGGUAACAAAAUGAGAUCAAGGUCCAAUACUAUCAUCUCCGAUCAAUCUUCCGUCUUCGAAGACCCUGGAUAUUCAGACAUAAAAGGGGCCAUACGAAAAAGAUCCUCACUUGAAAGAACUUUAAACGAUAAACUUAAUCCGUACAGUACUCCAAGUGACACCAUCUCACAGAAAAGCCAUUCCCCACGACAGGUUCAUUCAAAUACUGCCUCCAAUCGUGAUCUAAGUCUUCAGCCUUAUGUCGACGAGCAAGGCUAUGCCGCUCUUGAAAGUCAGUCACAUAUCUAUGAUGAAAUGAAUGUGAAUCACAUGUACGAUGAUGUGCAUAGUGUAUCAGCUUUGUCCACGUCAAUGAGGCAAAAUCUGGUGCCCACUAAUGAGCUUCUCUUGUCAGCCAGUCCGUACGAAAUGCCGGCUAUAGGAUCAGCUAUCAAUGCACCCUCGAACGAAAGUGUACUGAGAGGCUCACUUCUUUCUCCUGAGCACAAGUUUGGGGUUGCUCGUUCAACCCCUAACCUAAGUUUAAUUUCUCCACAGAGGGGUUUCCGCAUUCCUACUCAUGCAGGGAUUAGGCCAGGGAAGUCCAACCCAAACAUUGCCUCACACGAGUACAGAGAGCUGGAAGAUAUUGCAACUCGAACAUACGAUUCACCAAAAAAUGCUCGAGGCUACGAAGAACCGGUUGUCGGAACUGACAAUAGUCGUGAAUAUGAAGACCCGAUAAUGGUGAGGGAGCAUUUUGAAGUGAGGGAGGAAGUGAGGAAUUACGAGAGCCCAGUGAUUACAAUAACAGGAGAAAGGGAGCAUGAAUACAACAACACAGACCGAGCAAAUACAGACCGAGCAAUGGAGAGAAACAUGGAGCUAGAAACAAUACCUGAGUAAAUUAAUUAUCAUUCUACAAGAACAUUCAAUUUUGUGUAUGUAAUGUCUGUUUUUUUUACUUUUUUCUUUAGUGAUCUUUAACCAUUAAUUUUUUUCAAGUGA